GAAGGGACUUGUCAGGACGAUUUGGAAAAAGGAAAGGAAGAGGAGGAGCAAGGAACCAUGGCCUCUUUGGUAGCUCUUUGUAGUGGGCUAGGGAGGAAAAGGUUGACGCACUUCGUAACGGCUGCUGUCUGCAUUAGAGAUUCUAGGAUUCAAGCAGUUCUCUGGAGAAGUUGUUCACAGUAUAAACAGGUAACCAGCAAUGAGGACCUGCCUGUUCCAAUGGAAAAUCCUUACAAGGAGCCUCUGAAAAAAUGUAUCUUGUGUGGAAAACGUGUAGAUUAUAAGAACAUACAGCUUUUAUCCCAGUUUAUUUCUCCAUUUACUGGAUGCAUUUAUGGAAGGCACAUAACAGGUCUUUGUGGGAAGAAACAAAAAGAAAUCACAAAAGCAAUUAAGAGAGCUCAAAUAAUGGGGUUUAUGCCAGUUACAUACAAGGAUCCUGCAUAUCUCAAAGACCCUAAAAUUUGUAACAUCAGAUACAGGGAGUAAAUUACAUAAAGUUACCAUCAAUAAACUUAUUUUACAAUAAA
Vicugna pacos (alpaca) is the source of this 530-nucleotide messenger RNA. RefSeq names its product mitochondrial ribosomal protein S18C (gene MRPS18C). Lineage: Eukaryota; Metazoa; Chordata; Mammalia; Artiodactyla; Camelidae. Gene Ontology annotation, molecular function: small ribosomal subunit rRNA binding; structural constituent of ribosome. Gene Ontology annotation, biological process: mitochondrial translation. The record is from RefSeq and is a predicted model, not a curated record. Gene Ontology annotation, cellular component: ribosome; mitochondrial small ribosomal subunit.